Hemibagrus wyckioides is the source of this 1530-nucleotide messenger RNA. RefSeq names its product splicing factor 3b, subunit 5 (gene sf3b5). Gene Ontology annotation, biological process: mRNA splicing, via spliceosome. Gene Ontology annotation, cellular component: U2 snRNP; precatalytic spliceosome. Bases 1082 to 1342 code for a protein of 86 amino acids. The transcript is spliced from 2 exons. The record is from RefSeq and is a predicted model, not a curated record. Lineage: Eukaryota; Metazoa; Chordata; Actinopteri; Siluriformes; Bagridae.
UUAUUUUAAUAUUCAGGAAUAAAGAGUAAAUGGAUAUUCAGGUUGUGAACGAUGUGGAGCUAGCUAACUGAUUAGCAACCGAAGAAACGCAACAGACGAUUUUAGCCGAAGCUAAUUAAUUAGCUUAUUGUGAUUGUGUGUAACCUACUGUGUUACUAGGCAGCUUAUCAUGUCUAAUUUAAUCACCUUUUCACCAUAACUUAAUUAUAUAAUCUCAUUCAUUUCUCAGAACGUAAUGGCUUUAAUAAGUUGAAUAAGAGCCGUGUAGCCUAUUAACGCUAGUGAUAGAUUAUCUCAGAAUGAACCUGAGGCCUGUUUAAGCGUUUCCCUCCAUAAUGUGCUCUUUCUAGUGUCCAAAUACAGGUCCGUGUCACUGCCCUGCUGAGAGGUCACACAAUUCAGUAAAGUAUAGUGAAAGUGUGCGUACAGUUAGUAAUGGUGUAGCUACAUUGUCUGUUAAAAAUGUGAUCUUGGUAACUGUGCCACAUGAGAAGUCCAGAAGGUUUUAUUGUCAUUUCAACCACAUAUAGCUGACGCAGUACAUAGUGAAAUGAAACAACGUUUCUCCAGGACCCUGGUGCUACAGAAACAUACAACAUUAUAAUUACAAACACAGAAACAGCAACACCGAGCUAGGACAGAAGUUUGUCGAAGCCACAUAAAGUGCAAAAUGUGAAACUAGGUGCAAACAGAGCAAAGAUAAGACAAUAAGUACAAAAAAAAAACAACGCAAGACAGCGCUGAAAGAGAACAUGUGCAAUCUGGAGAAACUGUAACAAAACAGGUAUCUAAUAACACAUAUAUGAUUGUAACGUAUAUAAUGCAAAAAAUGCAAUAGCCGCAGUUGAAGUAGUGCAAAUAGAGGCGGUUGAGGUAGUGCAAUAAGGUGUGAGUCUGUUCACACAGGUGAGUGUGUGUGUGUGUGUGUGUGUGAGAGAGAGAGAGUUUUGUACAGUUCAGUCCUGGGUGUUGAGGAGCCUGAUGGCUUGAGGGAAGAAACUCUUACACAGUCUGGUUGUGAAGGCCCGAAUGGUACCUCUUUCCAGAUGGCAGAGGCUUCACGGCUGAUCUGUAAGCGAAGAUGACGGACCGUUACAACAUCCACAGCCAGCUGGAGCACCUGCAGUCGAAGUACAUCGGCACAGGACACGCAGACACCACCAAGUGGGAAUGGCUGGUGAACCAGCACAGAGACUCGUACUGCUCCUACAUGGGCCACUUCGACCUCCUCAAUUACUUCUCCAUCGCUGAGAACGAGAGCAAGGCUCGUGUGCGCUUCAACCUGAUGGAGAAGAUGCUGCAGCCCUGUGGACCUCCUGCUGACAAACCUGAGGACGCUUAGAAUGAAGAAUCGUUCAGAAAGGACUUUAUAUCGGUCAAGUGUGAAUGAGAUUUUUAACUGAUUUCUUUUUUUUCUUUUUUUUACAUUUUUUCAAUGGAUUAAACAGAUUUCCAUUUUUGCCAUUUUGUAUUUUGUGUGUAAAGAAAAUAAAAAAGGGAAGAAUGUCCAUGCUUUUCCCCAACACUGAA